Messenger RNA from Dentiscutata heterogama, 1510 nucleotides. The record is from the annotation of a GenBank genome assembly. Lineage: Eukaryota; Fungi; Glomeromycota; Glomeromycetes; Diversisporales; Gigasporaceae.
UAAUCAUGCGAUUGUGAUGGCAAGAUUGAUAACUAACGGACAAGACAAGGGCCCACACCCGUUUAUUGUGCAGAUUCGAGAUAUGACAACUCAUGAACCUUUGCCAGGAAUCACUAUUGGUGAUAUUGGUCCAAAGUUUGGAUUUAAUGCAACAGACAACGGUUUCAUGCUAUUCGAUCAUGUGCGAAUUCCAAGAUUCAAUAUGCUUUCCAAAUAUUCACAAGUCAUUAAAGGUACUGGUGAAUACGUAAAUCCACCAAAUGAAAAAUUAUCAUAUGGCACCAUGGUAUAUGUACGUAAAAUGAUUAUAAUAAGUGCAGGGUUAGCUCUUGCACGUGCUGCUACUAUUUCUAUUCGGUAUUCUGCUGUAAGAAGACAGUUUGUUGAUAAAGAUAAUCCAAUGAUAUUGUCGAAUGGCCAAGUAGUAGAAACAGCUGUUCUAGACUAUACAAUGCAACAAUACAGACUAUUUCCCGUGAUUGCGCAAGCCUACGCUGUUUAUUUCACUGGAGAAGUUAUUGCUAACUUAUUUAAGCAAUAUACUAAACAAAGUUCACGCGGUGAUUUUUCAUUGCUCGCAGAUUUACACGCAUCCACCAGUGGUCUUAAAUCACUAACCACUACAAUAACUGUGGAUUCUAUUGAGGAUUGUCGAAGAGCAUGCGGUGGUCAUGGAUAUUCAAGCUUCAGUGGAUUUGCAAUGUUCUAUCAAAAUUAUUUACCCAAUACUACUUGGGAAGGUGAUAAUUAUAUCUUGACCCAACAAACCGCGCGUUAUCUUUUUAAAACAUAUCGUGAAAUCAUUCACAGCAAACAACAAAGUGAAGAAUUUUCUUUACACUCAAACACAAACCCAACGGUCUCUUAUUUGCUUCGAUACUUAAACAACCCAACUCAGAAAUGUACCGUCACUUCACCUUCUGAUUUUCAAAAUCCUGAAGUCCAAGUUGCAAUCUAUGGUUAUCGAGCAGCCUAUUUAAUCGCUCGAGCAGUAGAUCAAAUAGACAACCACAAAAAAAAUUGGAAUUCAAUGCUUGUAGAAAUCAAUCGAAUUUCACGUGCUCAUUGUCAAUAUAUAUUAGUUCAAAACUUUAUACUCACUUUACAACCUCAAACAUCAGGUUCAAUUGAUGAAAAAAGACGUAUUUUACAUAAUAGUCCAAGUUUAAAAACAGUUUUAACUUCAGUUUGUAAUUUAUUUGCAUUACAUACUAUGGAAAAAGAUCUUUCUGAUUUUUUAGAAUCUGAAUAUUUAUCACCGAAACAAGCAGAAAUGUUAAGAGUUCAAGUUUCCGAAUUAUUAAAUGAAAUUAGGCCAAAUGCUGUUGCAUUAGUUGAUGCUUUUAAUUUACCUGAUUAUUUAUUAAAUUCAGCAUUAGGAAGGUAUGAUGGAAAAGUUUAUGAAACUAUGAUUGAAUGGGCAUCUAAAGAACCGUUGAAUGGUGUCACACCAGAUAUUAAUCCUUAUAGUGAAAUUUUGUUUAGAAAUGAUGUCAAAGCUAAAAUUUGA